Molecule: messenger RNA, 1158 nt
Organism: Talaromyces rugulosus
Lineage: Eukaryota; Fungi; Ascomycota; Eurotiomycetes; Eurotiales; Trichocomaceae
Exons: 3
Coding region: 1-1158 (385 amino acids)
Biological process (GO): secondary metabolite biosynthetic process
Source: RefSeq, a predicted model, not a curated record
AUGCGCAACAAAAAAUCACACUGCAAUGGCACUGUUCUCCACGAACAAAGAACCAAAAUCGAUCCACAGACCCAAUGCCCGCCGCCUCUCAAGCUUGAUGAGCCGCAAAGGCCGAUUAACCAGGCCGCGAUGGAAGAACAUCUAGUACGCUACAACUUCACUACCCUGGAAUACCGAGACCUGGACAGAAACCUCACUGAAACAUAUGCAUUCGGAGGUAACGACGCAUACGGAUAUGAUGGGCUCCGUAUCUACAGAUACGUUCUCAUCGACGAACUAGUCGCCGCAUUGAAGGCCAAAAAUGUCCCCGUCCAGUACGGGAAGAGGUUUUCGCACGUUGUCAAAGAUACCCCCGAGAAUGGCGUGACUUUUGCCUUUGCCGAUGGCACAACUGAGUCGACCACAAUUUUAGUUGGUGCCGAUGGCAUUCACUCUACCGUUCGUCGGUACCUCUACCCCGAUCUGGAGACUAAGUUCAUCGGGAUGGCUGGCAUCACUGCCACAGUCUCAAGGGAGCAGUUGAAAUUGCCACCUAACUACCACAUCCCUGUCACAAUCACCUCUUCCCAGGGCGCAUUUGGUAUCGCUCCCCAGCAGGUUGACGGGUCUGAAGUAUUGAUUGGUAAACAGCAACGUGUUGCUGCACCGGAUCAACCCGGUUGGGAUCGUGAAUUUGUGGCCGACAAACAGGGAGCCAUUGAGUUUCUCCAAUCAGACACGGGCCAUUUCCCUGAUUUUGUUCAAAAUGCUGUUUCGUACAUAGACCCUAAUAAGGUUAACAAAUGGCCUUUCUUCGUUGUUCCCAAGCUUGAGAAAUGGGCCUCGGAAAACACGCCAGCUCACGCUAUCCCACCGUCUGCUGGGCAAGGUAUCAACCAGGCCUUUGAAGAUGUCUAUAUCCUUGCCCUGCUUUUGGGCCAAGCAAACCGGGUCAGCAGCCUGCGGGAUGCACUGAGCUUCUGGCAGACAUAUCGCCAGGAUCGUGUCGAUAAGAUCCUAGAGCUGAACAAACAGAUUGAUAUCCGGCGGAUGCCAUCUAGCGACAAUGUUGUUGGUGUGGAUAGUGGUGUUGUCAGAGGGGAUUUUGACCUUCGCUGGCUGUACAACCCGGAUUUCAAGAAGAUUGUUAAUGACUGGGUUUCUGAACAUGAGAAAUAG